Equus quagga is the source of this 1658-nucleotide messenger RNA. Its product is annotated as disks large-associated protein 5-like. Gene Ontology annotation, molecular function: microtubule binding. Gene Ontology annotation, biological process: kinetochore assembly; regulation of mitotic cell cycle; chromosome segregation. NCBI's taxonomy places the organism in Eukaryota, Metazoa, Chordata, Mammalia, Perissodactyla, Equidae. The record is from RefSeq and is a predicted model, not a curated record. Bases 1 to 1395 code for a protein of 464 amino acids. The transcript is spliced from 12 exons. Gene Ontology annotation, cellular component: cytoplasm; nucleus; spindle pole centrosome.
AUGACUCAAAGAGCGAAGCAGACCUCGGGGGCAGGCGCCGCCAGUGCAGCCUCCGCGGGAGCAGCCUCCGCCGCGCCGGCCACGCGAGCGGCACGUGAUAAUGAAACAGAAAGAAAAGUACCCAAUCAAGGAAGGCGUGCCGAAAAGAUCGAAGAAGAACCAGGCAAGGUCGUUUCUUUUAAAGUUGAUAGUGAAGUAAAUACUUUGGAAUCACAAAUCAGUGUGACAAACGGAAGGGAUCCAGAUGGAGUCUUAUCAAAAGUGGAAACGUUACGUAAGACAAAUCCUGCAAAAAUGAAAGGGAGGCCAUCCUUCGCACCAGUAGAUUUUCUGUUUCGGCCGCCAGAUGGUCUGAAGAGCUGUGACGUAACACCUAGGACUCCAACAAGUACCGCUACUUUGACAGCCAGUUACAGCUGCAUCUCUUUAAAAACAGAAGUUGAUGAGGCUCCAGAAGUAACAAAAGAAAUGUUGGCACGCAAAAGUAAAACUUCAGGUCAGAAGAAAUGGAAAAGCAUGGGGAGGGCUAUCUGGAGACAGAGCUGGAAUGAGGACUACAGACUGAGAGGGGGACCGAAAUGUAAAUUUGAAGAGAUGAAGAACAUUGAGCGACACUAUCGUGUCUUAAAUAAAAAUGAAACUACUACUGAAAAUUUACGUUGCUUUCCAAUAAAAGAAGUCCCAACACUUGAAAUAGAUGAGGAUCAGACAUCUCAGCAGCGACAUGUGCUGCAUUUCAGGUCUAUUCUCCGAUAUGAAAGAGAGGAAUUAAUACUGACCGACUGCCUUGAGUGGGAAAGGAAGCUUGAAGCAUAUAUUCCAAAUAAAGCAGAAGAUCUUAUUCCCCUCGCAGUUGGUCAAAAAAGACUCCUUAAGGCAGAAAUAUUCAAACAGUUUGAAGAACUGGUGGACAAUUUGGAAUACAAACAAAGCGAAAAGGAUACCACCUGUGCAGACCUGGAUGGAUUCUGGGACAUGGCCAGCUUUCAGAUACAGGAUCUGCGCCACAAAUUCAACAGUCUCACCAAACUUGAGGAGUGUGGAGGGGAGAAAGCCUGCAGUACGAGCAAAGAUGUGUUUCAGGACAAAUUUGUUUCAGGUAUAGCGAGUGAACCAAAACAGGAUGGUGCUGGGAUCGCAGAUGGGGGUCGCCUCGCUGCUGUGAAGAAGGCAGUGAGAGAGAGGAUGCAGCCGGGAGAGCGUGCUGAGGCCGUGGGCUCUGCGGUGCCGAAGGAAGUUGAUCAUAUAAUGUUUGACGCUGGAUCUUUUAGAAUCGAAAGUCCCGUUAAAUCGUUCUCAGCAGUAUUUGAUAAUAAAAAUCUCAUGACUGAAUGCCAUCUUCUUGAUUCACCACGCCCGGGGUGCAGUGAUCCCUUCACGCAGGUGGAGAAGUGACAGGACCACACCAGGCACGCUUCCUUUGGUGGGGGCUUAAUUGCCUUUUCACCUCGAACGCCUCCUAAUGUAAAUCAACCAGAAGAACUAUGAAUUAGAAAAAGCAAAACAUUUGUCAUAAUCUCCAUGCUGCAGUGUAUUCUUCGAAUACUGAAAAGUUAAAGAAUAUGGAUUCAUGUUCAUGUAUAUAGUGUUAUGUAAUGUCUUAAUUGUUAAUAUUUACUAUCAUGUGUUUUAGAUAUGACACUGUUUUUCAGGGGAAG